Pungitius pungitius (ninespine stickleback) is the source of this 4173-nucleotide messenger RNA. It is a transcript of the gene ehbp1, whose product is annotated as EH domain binding protein 1. Gene Ontology annotation, biological process: actin cytoskeleton organization. Bases 794 to 4156 code for a protein of 1120 amino acids. Gene Ontology annotation, cellular component: microtubule organizing center; filamentous actin. The record is from RefSeq and is a predicted model, not a curated record. The transcript is spliced from 21 exons. Gene Ontology annotation, molecular function: protein binding. NCBI's taxonomy places the organism in Eukaryota, Metazoa, Chordata, Actinopteri, Perciformes, Gasterosteidae.
CUACGAAAUAGCACCAAACUAUCGGUUAGCAGUUGGGACUAGCGUUACUUUGCUAUGGGGAUUCCUGCCUAACGUUAUAUGUUUGUUAACUUUUUUGCUUCUAAGGAAGAGGGGGUGCGCGACGAGCUCAAAAACAUAUCGGUUUAUGGCUCACUCCUGAGUCCCGCAGCUCGCGCUUUACCUGUGGGGCAAAUGUGUCAACUGGCGAGCAACGGUUUCCGCUCGCGCGGUGUUGUGACGGCUAGCCGUUGUCCGCUAGCAGGCUAGCUAGCGCGUAUGGCUGGUGUCGGGUACCGCUACGAAGAGGGCGAUAAUUAGCGUUGCGAGCGGGCUAUACUCUGCUCGGCGGCUAGUUUGCGGUGGACAGUUUCGCCAUCUCUUAACACCGGCCACUUUACGGAUAAUGCUCUGGAUGUCACAGCGAGGGCGAUCGGAAAAUGGAAAUAUUAUAUUAACAUCAAGUGGAUUACUGAACGUGUCAUAAAUAUGGAGUGAAUUCCUUUACAACAUCAUGCACGCCGUCAAAUCAAAGCUCCACUGCCGCAGAGAUUCCGUGCCCUCGCGUUUGGAUUUUUCUGGCCGUUUUUAAAGUCCAGCUGCCACGACUGGAUGUGCAGCUUAAAUCUUCUUGUCUUCAUCCAAUGUGCUUCCGGUAAAACAUUAAUUAUGUGUCAGCAGCGUUUGGACAUGCGGCGAUUCCUAUAAACACUAGCGUGAAUUCGUGCAAAGGAAGCCCAAAGAAGGAAGUCCAGGGCGGGAUAGGCACGCAGACGCUACCCGCUCCCGAAGAAACAUGGCCUCGGUGUGGAAGAGACUGCAACGUGUGGGGAAGCAUGCCUCCAAAUUCCAGUUUGUGGCUUCCUAUCAAGAACUGAUGGUGGAAUGCACUAAGAAAUGGCAGCCGGACAAACUGGUGGUGGUUUGGACGCGCAGGAGUCGGCGGAAAUCAUCCAAGGCUCACAGCUGGCAGCCUGGCAUCAAAAACCCCUACAGAGGAGUGGUGGUGUGGCCUGUGCCAGAGAACAUCGAGAUCACCGUCACUCUCUUUAAGGACCCCCAUGCAGAGGAGUUUGAAGACAAAGAGUGGACGUUUGUCAUUGAAAACGAGUCUCCGUCGGGCCGGAGGAAGGCUCUGGCCACCAGCAGUAUCAACAUGAAGCAGUACGCCAGUCCCAUGCCCACGCAGACGGACGUCAAGCUCAAGUUCAAGCCCCUGUCCAAGAAGGUGGUGUCGGCCACGCUGCAGUUCUCCCUCUCCUGCAUCUUCCUCCGUGAGGGAAAGGCCACUGACGAGGACAUGCAGAGCCUGGCCAGCCUGAUGAGCAUGAAGCAGGCCGACAUCGGCAACCUGGACGACUUUGAGGAGGAGAAUGAGGACGACGAGGAGAACCGGGUUAACCAGGAGGAGAAGGCCGCCAAAAUCACAGAGAUAGUAAACCAGUUGAAUGCCCUCAGCUGCUUACAUGAUGAUGAUGAUGGUCUCCUAAAGCGAGCUUGCAAAGCAACCGCUAAGCCCGCCGCUUCCUCCCAAGAGCUCAUUAACAAGCUGAACUUCCUGGAAGACGAGGAUCUGGAAGCGUCUCCGGCCAUGUGCACCAAUCCCUUCGCCGGGGGCGACGACGACCUCCACCCAAACCACCACAACCCGUUUGGUGACCCUGACGAGGAAGAACUUCCUGCCCAGCCGGCGCCGAGGCAUCAGGUCGACGACGAUUCCCUCUUCGACCACGACUCGUCGAAUCCGUUUGACGAGCCGGACGAAGCCGGGACCGCACCCCCCCCGGGGAACCCCUUCGAUGAGCUCGACCGGGACGCCGACCUCCAGCCGGACCCGGAACCGCCAAAGCCCAGGCCGAGGAAAGGAGUGCGGCCUGUCGACAUGAGCAAGUACUUGUACGCCGACACCUCUCACAACGAGGAGGAGGAGCUCGAUGAAUCCAACCCGUUCUACGAGCCGAGGACAUCCAGCCCCGAGCGGACCCCCGCCGCCGGCCUCUCCCCAGACUUGGGCAGCGGCCAGAAGAGGAGGGCUCCCCCGCCCCCGAGUUCUGGCACAAGUCCGCCCGGACCGGGGCUGGAGAGGGAGAGAACCCAGCCGGUCGGGCCCGGCCCGGUCGCAGCGCUGAUGGGGAGAGAGCUGGCCUCCUUCUCCCCGAAGCCCAGCCCCGUCCCGAGCCCGGUUCUGGGAGGGAAGCCCAACGCCAGCCAGUCUCUGUUGGUCUGGUGCCGCGAGGUCACAAAGAACUACCGCGGGGUGAAGAUCACCAACUUCACCACCUCCUGGAGGAACGGCCUGGCCUUCUGCGCCCUGCUGCACCACUUCAGGCCGGACGUAAUAGACUACAAGUCACUCAAUCCUCAGGAUAUUAAAGAAAACAACAAAAAGGCGUACGACGUCUUCGCCAGCCUCGGCGUGUCCCGCCUCCUGGAGCCGUCGGACAUGGUGCUGCUGGCCAUCCCCGACAAGCUGACGGUGAUGACCUACCUGUACCAGAUCCGGGCCCACUUCUCCGGCGAGGAGCUCAACGUGGUGCAGAUCGAGGCCAACAGCAGCCGCAGCACCUACAAGGUGGGCGACUUCGAAACGGACACCAACGCCUCCAUCGGUCAGGACAAGUUCUACGCCGAGCUCAACGACGUGCAGCUCCAGCCGCCCGCCCCCGAGGCCGGAGGGCACGCCGCCGAGGACGGCGCCAAAGCUGCCGAGGAGGAGGAGGAGGCGCCGGGUUUGGGCACCGAGGCGAGGGCGUCCGGGCCUUCGCAGCCCUCCCCUCCGGCGCCGUUACCCGCCACGGCCCCCGCCCCCCAGACCAGCGCCGAGGACAGGGCCAGUCUGCUCAAGGCCAACACGUUGGACCUCAGCGAGCUGCCGCAGAGGCUGGAGAGAGAGACAGAGAAGGAGAGACAGCGGGAAGAGGAGCAAAGGGAGGGGGGGACGCAACCAGCGUCCCCCACCAGGAGGGGGGCCUCCCCGCCACAUCACAAACUGGGCUUCUCUUAUAACAGGGACGCAGACCUCAUCAAGAAGAAGCGGGCCAGCCUGCGUCACUCUGAGUCCGACCCCGCCUCUGAAACCAACGCCCCCCCGGUCAACCACACGGACCCCCCCCCCAAACAGGAGCCGCCGCCCGCCGCCGUGUCGAGCCCCCCCGCUGAGAAGAAGGCGCUCUCUCGCCAGGAGGAGCUGAAGGAGCGAGCCCGCCUCCUCCUGGAGCAGGCCCGCCGAGACGCUGCCAUGAAGGCCGGCAGCAAGAACGCCGCCUCCUCCGGCGCCACGGCAACCGGCCGGCCCACGGGCGUCUGUGAUGAGCGUGACGCAGAGCGCCGCAGACAGCUGAGAGAGCGAGCCAGGCAGCUGAUCGCAGAGGCCCGGUCCGGAGUCAAGAUGUCCGACAUCAGCCUGCUGGACGCGUGCGGCGCCGAGAGAGGCAGCAGCAGCAGAGCGAGCGCCGCCGGAGAUGUUACCUGCAACCGCCAUGAGGAUGAUGGUGAGAGGGGUGAGGAGGAGGAGGAAGAGGGGAGGUCUGAGGCUGAGGCACUCCGUUUCAGUGGUGGCGGCGGUGAUGGUGAUGAUGAUGAUGCUGCCACAUCUGCUUCUGCGCCGGUUACUAACCCAGUGCAGGGGGAGGCCUCUCUUCCAGCCACCUCCAGCACCCACGCAGCCCCGGAGCUCACUAACCCCGCCUCCGAGCUAACUCCUCUGGGUACAAACAGUAAACAUGUGGAUCUGAAGCUGAAGAAGCUGGUGGAGCUCAGCCCGAGAGGAGUCACCUCCCCUUCGUCUCCGUCUUCCUCCUCCUCCUCCUCCUCCACACCCACCACCUCCUCCACCUCCCCAGUCAGCCCCACAGAAGGACUGGAGAACAACGGCGAGGACCUGCGGGCCGAGCGUCUGCGCAGAGCCACGGAGCGUCUGCGCAGCCCCGUGGUCUUCAACAAGGACUCUGCCGUCAGGAAGACUCAGCUCAAGUCCUUCAGCCAGUACGUGGAGAGCAGACCAGAGGUGAAGAGGCAGAAGUCCGUCCCUGAGGACCUGAGGAGAGCCGAGGAGGACCUCGAUGUCCGCAGACCCUUUGAGGAGGAGGUUCGUCACUUUCUCAAUAAACAAGAGCUUAUGCUCCUUCCUGUACGUUGCCUUAGUUCCUGUCUGGCCUGAAACAAUUCUAUCAUUGA